Messenger RNA from Coniophora puteana RWD-64-598 SS2, 1232 nucleotides. RefSeq names its product IlvN-domain-containing protein. Gene Ontology annotation, biological process: L-valine biosynthetic process. Bases 108 to 1133 code for a protein of 341 amino acids. Gene Ontology annotation, molecular function: ketol-acid reductoisomerase activity. The transcript has 9 exons. The record is from RefSeq and is a predicted model, not a curated record. Lineage: Eukaryota; Fungi; Basidiomycota; Agaricomycetes; Boletales; Coniophoraceae.
AGGAAAACUACCUUCGGGCUGGGCUCCCGGAUGGGUGCUCCUCUUUUAAGGCCGACUGCGCAGAUAAAUCAAUAACAAAGCUCUACUCUACGAUCCUCUCUAUCACCAUGGUUCAAGCCAAGAUUUACUACGAUGCUGACGCUGACCUCGGUCUUCUGAGUGGCAAGACUAUCGUCUUCCUUGGAUUUGGAAAUCAAGGCUCUGCACAAGCACAGAACCUGAGGGACACUGGUAUUCCCAACGAGCAGAUCAUUGUCGCGAACCGCGUGGACUCGUAUGCUGAAAGCGCGAAAGCAAAAGGCUUCAACGUUGAACAUGACUUCUCCAAGGCAGCCUCUGUCGCUGACGUGGUCUUCAUUUUGAUUCCCGAUCAGGUUCAGCCGCGGGUCUUCAACGAGCAAUUCUUCCCUGUUCUUAAGAGCACUGCGACGAUAGUCGUAGCAAGUGGUUACAACGUGUUCUUCAACUUGCUCAAGUUCCAACCUGGCCAAGACGUCGUCAUGGUCGCUCCAAGAAUGAUUGGUUCCUCAGUUCGUUCGCUGUACGAGAAAGGCAGAGGCUUCCCGUGCUUCGUCUCAGUUGAGCAGGAUGGCACGGGCAAUGGCUGGCCCGUCGCUUUGGCCCUUUCGCGUGCCAUCGGCGCCACGAAGCAAGGUGCCAUUGCUUCAUCCGUGAGGGAAGAAACGGCCAUGGACCUCAUGGCUGAGCAAGCCCUCUGGCCCAAUAUCAUAAUGAUGUUCCGCGAAGCAUUUAACGUUUUGCAAGAAGCCGGCUGCUCUGAUGAGGCUCUUUGCUACGAAAUGUGGAUGUCGAAGGAACCCGCCGAAAUCUUCGAAAGGGCAGCGGACGACGGUUUUGUGCUACAGCUCAAGCAUCACUCGACUGUUUCCCAGUUCGGUCAGCUAAACGGGGCACUGAAACUCGACGGAACGGCCAUGCGCGAGCAUUUCAGAGACAUCUUGCAUAAUCAGGUGUUGAACGGUAAAUUCUGCACCGCGUUUAGCAAGAUCGAGGAGGACUUGGAGAAGGAAGGGAGCGAGAACCCCCUUAAUGAACUUUACAGGAAAUCGGAGGAGAUGCCUUUGGUGCAAGCUGAGAAGCGUGUGCGGGCAAGGUUGGCGGGUCUGGUGUAACUCUGACUGUAUCAAUAGAAUUACAAGUGUAUGACUAUGUAAACCGAAUGUAAGCACGCAAUCUCGAUCCUGACUCGAAAUUGGCUCGAAGAUUGGAAG